Molecule: messenger RNA, 2385 nt
Organism: Pogona vitticeps (central bearded dragon)
Lineage: Eukaryota; Metazoa; Chordata; Lepidosauria; Squamata; Agamidae
Source: RefSeq, a predicted model, not a curated record
GCGCAUCUACAUGUCGGAGAACGCCAUGGGCUCCACCAUGGUGGCCGAGCACUUUGCCCACGGCGAGCGCGCCCUCUCCUAUGCCCGUGAGUUCGCCGGGCACAAGAAGAAGGCCGGGGGCAUGCCGGUGGCCUGGCUGGAGAAGACCAUGUGGAACCUGGGUCUGGAAGUGUACAAGCAGGACUUCUCCCGCACGCUGCCCUUCCCGGAUGAGGCCCGAGAAAGAUACAUGGUGAGGGGCACAAACGUGUACGGGAUCCUGCGAGCGCCACGGGCGGCCAGCACGGAGUCCCUGGUGCUGAGCGUCCCUUGCGGGGAGGGGCAGCAGAACAACCAAGCCGUCGGGCUGAUGUUGGCGCUGGCGUCCUAUUUCCGAGGUCAGAUUUAUUGGGCCAAAGACAUCAUCUUUUUGGUCAAUGAGCAUGACCUGAUCGGCAUGGAGGCCUGGCUGGAGGCUUAUCACGACGUCAAUGUGACAGAGGUGCACUCAUCCGGGACGCUGGGCCGGGCAGGAGCGAUCCAGGCCGCGAUCUCCCUGGAGCUGAGCAGUGAUGUCGUCACCAGCUUGGACGUGGCAGUGGAGGGCUUAAACGGACAGCUGCCCAACCUGGACCUGGUCAACCUUUUCUACUCCUUUUGCCAGAAGAACGGCCUGCUGUGCACCAUUCAGGGAAAGCUGCAGCGUUCCGAGUGGGACUCCCUGCCGGCCUACCUGCACUCCCUGCAGACGCUGCUGCUGAUGGUGCUGAAGCAGGGCUCGGGCCGCCCACAGGGGGACCAUGGCCUCUUCCUCCGCUAUCACAUCGAGGCCAUCACCGUGCGUGGCAUCAAUAGCUUCCGCCAGUACAAGUUUGACAUGGGCAUGAUGGGCAUAACCCUGGAGGGAAUGUUCCGGAAGCUCAACAACCUGCUGGAGAGGCUGCACCAGUCCUACUUCUUCUACCUCCUCCCCUCGCUUUCCCACUUUGUCUCCAUUGGGAUCUACAUGCCAGCUUUGGGCUUCCUCAUCCUCAUCUUGGUCCUCAAGGCCCUCGACCUAUGGAUGAAGCUCAGCCGAUUCGACACGGACCUGGAUGGCCGGUUAUGUGAUGGACACGAAGGGCCGAGUUCUGCAGCUGUGGAGGAGCCCAGGCCCAGCCUGCUGACCCUUGUGCCCCCGCUGCUGAUCUGCCAUGCCACCGGGCUCGCCCUCUACUUCGUGCCCAUCCUGGGGCAGCACGUGGCCACCCAGCACUUCCCGGUCUCCGAGUCGGAGGCAGUGGUGCUCACCGUCAUUGCGAUCUAUGUGGCAGGCCUCGCUUUGCCCCACAAUACACACAGGGUCUUGACGGGCUCCGGAAGUGAUCACGGUUGGAUGACGGUGAAGCUCCUGGCCCUGCUCUACCUGGCGAUGCAGCUGGGCUGCAUGGCCCUCAUCAACUUCUCCCUGGGCUUCGUGCUGGCGGUCACUCUGGUGCCGGUGGCUGCUGUCGUCCAACCCACAGGGCCCAAGUAUCUCUACGCUGUCCUGCUGGUGCUCGUCACGCCGGCUGCCACGCUGCUCUUCUGUCUCUUCCUGUACCACGAGCUCAUCGAAUACCCCAUCACAGCCCUGGAGGGCUGGCAGCGCUUCCUGCAGGCGAUCGCUGAGGGGCUGCUGGAUCAUCAUCUCUACGGCUCAGUCGUCUUCCCCUUCAUUGCUUUCUUCGUCUAUCCUUGCUGGCUGCUGCUGUGGAACGUGCUCUUCUGGAAGUAGUUCCUCCGGAGUGCCCUUGGCCGCCCAGGCCUGCCGUGCCACCCCUGUUACAAGAGGCGCGCACUCUGCUGCAGCUGGCGCCCCGGGAGUGUCUGAAGAGCGAGACUCCUGGGGGUGUGUGUGUGGAAAGGGCCAGGAAAGCGGGCAUUUGGAACCCAGGUGGUGGGGCUGUUGCCUGGGGCUUUCUCCAUCAGGAGUGGGAUUCCACCCCCAGGGCAGGAGUUGACACGACUCCUCGCUUGAGGAGAUGCGAGAGAGGCAGCUGCUCGUGCCUUGCAGGAGGAGAGGAUGGGACGUGGAAGUGGCUGGCAUCUCUCCCUCCCUCCCUCCCUCUCUCCCGCUUCUUCAGCAGAGCCCAAAGGUUUUCCUGUAAUUCCUACCACGUAAGGAAGGCCCAGUUUGGAUUCUCCUGUGAAGGAGGAGCAUAUGGUCUCAGCAAGUUCAGUUGUUUUGGGUGGGUGGGGGGUUGCAGCAUGCAAAUGAUCUGGCAGACACCUCGCAGGCUUUGACAUUAACGAGCCUAAAUCAUGCCCUGGGGAUGGGGCUAAAUGGGAAAGUGUUCCAGCAAGGGAGCGGAUGCCCCUCGGAUGCUGUCGAGAGAAAGGCUAUGUACAAUCUUGGAGAAAUAAAAGAGAUGGCUUUGUUAUGAA